Schistosoma bovis is the source of this 1347-nucleotide messenger RNA. The record is from the annotation of a GenBank genome assembly. NCBI's taxonomy places the organism in Eukaryota, Metazoa, Platyhelminthes, Trematoda, Strigeidida, Schistosomatidae.
AUGUGCUGGUACAAGGGUGUUAGAAACAAGUGGCAAGAAAAUCUACAGUUAGUUUUUGUGGUAAUUGGUAGUAGUAGUAGUAGUAGUAGUAGUAGUAGUAGUAGUAGUAGUAGUAGUAGUAGUAGUAGUAGUAGUAGUAGUAGUAGUAGUAGUAGUAGUAGUAGUAGUAGUAGUAGUAGUAGUAGUAGUAGUAGUAGUAGUAGUAGUAGUAGUAGUAGUAGUAGUAGUAGUAGUAGUAGUAGUAGUAGUAGUAGUAGUAGUAGUAGUAGUAGUAGUAGUAGUAGUAGUAGUAGUAGUAGUAGUAGUAGUAGUAGUAGUAGUAGUAGUAGUAGUAGUAGUAGUAGUAGUAGUAGUAGUAGUAGUAGUAGUAGUAGUAGUAGUAGUAGUAGUAGUAGUAGUAGUAGUAGUAGUAGUAGUAGUAGUAGUAGUAGUAGUAGUAGUAGUAGUAGUAGUAGUAGUAGUAGUAGUAGUAGUAGUAGUAGUAGUAGUAGUAGUAGUAGUAGUAGUAGUAGUAGUAGUAGUAGUAGUAGUAGUAGUAGUAGUAGUAGUAGUAGUAGUAGUAGUAGUAGUAGUAGUAGUAGUAGUAGUAGUAGUAGUAGUAGUAGUAGUAGUAGUAGUAGUAGUAGUAGUAGUAGUAGUAGUAGUAGUAGUAGUAGUAGUAGUAGUAGUAGUAGUAGUAGUAGUAGUAGUAGUAGUAGUAGUAGUAGUAGUAGUAGUAGUAGUAGUAGUAGUAGUAGUAGUAGUAGUAGUAGUAGUAGUAGUAGUAGUAGUAGUAGUAGUAGUAGUAGUAGUAGUAGUAGUAGUAGUAGUAGUAGUAGUAGUAGUAGUAGUAGUAGUAGUAGUAGUAGUAGUAGUAGUAGUAGUAGUAGUAGUAGUAGUAGUAGUAGUAGUAGUAGUAGUAGUAGUAGUAGUAGUAGUAGUAGUAGUAGUAGUAGUAGUAGUAGUAGUAGUAGUAGUAGUAGUAGUAGUAGUAGUAGUAGUAGUAGUAGUAGUAGUAGUAGUAGUAGUAGUAGUAGUAGUAGUAGUAGUAGUAGUAGUAGUAGUAGUAGUAGUAGUAGUAGUAGUAGUAGUAGUAGUAGUAGUAGUAGUAGUAGUAGUAGUAGUAGUAGUAGUAGUAGUAGUAGUAGUAGUAGUAGUAGUAGUAGUAGUAGUAGUAGUAGUAGUAGUAGUAGUAGUAGUAGUAGUAGUAGUAGUAGUAGUAGUAGUAGUAGUAGUAGUAGUAGUAGUAGUAGUAGUAGUAGUAGUAGUAGUAGUAGUAGUAGUAGUAGUAGUAGUAGUAGUAGUAGUAGUAGUAGUAGUAGUAGUAGUAGUAGUAGUAGUAGUAGUAGUAGUAGUAGUAGUAGUUAG